This is a messenger RNA of Laccaria bicolor S238N-H82, 1098 nucleotides long. RefSeq lists its product as uncharacterized. Bases 1 to 1098 code for a protein of 365 amino acids. NCBI's taxonomy places the organism in Eukaryota, Fungi, Basidiomycota, Agaricomycetes, Agaricales, Hydnangiaceae. The transcript is spliced from 5 exons. The record is from RefSeq and is a predicted model, not a curated record.
AUGGACAACCCUCUCCAGAUUACACAGCUCCUCAAAUCAGUGGGAGCUGAUCUCGUUAAUGAGUACAUCAGCGAGAUAUUUCCGACACCUGUCGUCGCGUCUGGGUGGCACAAAAUUGAAAAUGCCCCAGACUGGAUUGAUAUGCAUGCUUUCAUGGGCUGGAUGAGCCGCCGUCUUCAGUCACAGCCAAAAUCCCAAUCCACCCCUACAUCUUCUCGACACAUUAAACGCGAGCCUAUCGCCCUGACUCCAAUCAUCAAACGCGAGCCAGAUAUAAUUAGUCUUACCGAUUCUGAUGGCUCUGAUGUUAUUGAGUCUGUCGGCGCACCUUCCCGGGCCACCCUUGCUCCUCAGCGACAUCGCAAAGCCUCCUCCAUGGGAAAGAAAAGGCCUCGAAAAUCAUCUCCCAUCGAUUCCAAAGGCUCUGACUGUGAAGUACUCGACAAGCCUUCUACUGCUGCACCACCACCACGGCGUCAUCGUAAAAUGGCUCCAUCCCAGAAGAAACGUAGGAUUCGAAAAGGUUCUUCCUCCGAGGAGGAGAAUGAAUAUAUCAAAAUUACACGACAACUCAAAGUGAAGAACCUUGUUACGCUCACGGAACUUCCAAAAACUUGGACUGUUCCGAGGCCCGAAGAUGACAUUGCAUAUCUCCUUGACCUCAGUGAUGAUACUCGUGUGUGGGAAGAUGAAUCAGGCAAGGCUCUAUCUAUGGCAGCCAUUCUCAAGAGCGAGGACCAGGAUUCGUGGGGUGGUGGGAGCUGUGGUUCUAUCAAACCGGCAAAGACACCAAAGGUCAUCCCGCUCGAUAACCAGCCCUGUCAAUAUGCGGAGCACCGUUGUCAGGGGGUCUACCACUGUAGUGAGAUUGAUCCCAGCCUUUUAGAUUCCUGCGAGCGCUAUGAGCCUGAUGAAGAUGAGCGCCGAGAACUUUUUAAUGCGGAACGAGAAGUUAAUAUGGAAGAAACAUCUAUUGUCGAGUUGCGAGCAGUUGCCUUUGUCAAAGAAGCCGAAGGGAUUGCAUGUCCCGCUGUUGAUGAAAGUGGAACCCCAUGUGCAGGAGUCGCCAUUGACAUUUUAAAUUUUGACGUUCAAUAA